AUGGAGUUUAGCAAUGGGGUGAGAUCAGAGGGUAAUAUUGAAGUUAGAGGCCAAGAAAUGAAUGUGGGUAAUAAAAGUAGUUUGAAUUGUUCAGAAUUUAUGUUGAGGCUUUUGGCCUUUGCAUUCACUCUGGUGGCGGCAAUUGUUCUUGGGGUUGAUAAGCAGACCACGGUUGUGCCUAUACAGGUGGUUCUCGCCUUCCCACCUUUAAAUGUUCCGGUCACCGCUAAGUGGAAUUACAUGUCUGCCUUUGUGUACUUGGAGGUGACAAAUGCCAUAGCAUGCUCAUAUGGAGCACUCUCUUUGAUCCUCACAUUGGCCAUAAUGGGUAAGAAGAAAUGGUUUUAUCUGAUGAUCGUCAUCCUUGAUUUAGUGGUGUUGGUACUACUCUUUUCUAGCACCGGAGCCGCCACUGCAAUCGGCCUCAUUGGCUACCGAGGCAACUCGCAUGUGCGUUGGAGCAAAGUAUGCGACGUCUUCGAUAAAUUCUGUCACCAAGUGGCUGCUGCCAUAGCCAUAUCUCUUCUUGGCUCAUUGGCAUAUCUCUUACUGGUUGUGCUUGCUAUUUUGAAACUUCACAAGAAAUAUGAGUAGAAUUUGAUGGACUACUUUGAUCUCUCUUCAGCCUGUUUUGGUUUUUAUUUGUGGCUAAGUGAAGUUGUCCAGUGAGUGUGACCAAAAUCCAUAAUGUAAUGCAGAAUUUUUUUUUUUUUUUUUUUAUCCAAAAGGGUUGUGUAUGUUGAUUUCUCGUGCUGUUGUUUCAUUCUCUUAUAAUCUUUCAUAAAUGUAAAAUGUUCCUUGUCACAAAUGUUUCCUCUUCCUAAUAUGUCGAAUUGCUUGAUUUGUUCACUCAAUGAAAGAGCCUAGGUGCCAGAAGUUUUGUUGACCAGGGAUAGUCAGAUAGAGCCUCUCCAAUCAACGCUCACUACUAUUAAUGAAGAAAACAACUAGAAAUUUGCUGACAAAGUUUUAUGAGAGAUAGUACAUCUUUUAUUGAAGGUUAUCAAUAACGACAGCUCAAUGGUACAAUCUCCUCAUAUUCAAAGAGGAGAGUCAAGGUGUAA
Cornus florida is the source of this 1064-nucleotide messenger RNA. RefSeq names its product CASP-like protein 1E1. Lineage: Eukaryota; Viridiplantae; Streptophyta; Magnoliopsida; Cornales; Cornaceae. The transcript is spliced from 2 exons. Bases 1 to 594 code for a protein of 197 amino acids. The record is from RefSeq and is a predicted model, not a curated record.